AUGGCAGGUCGUUUAGCUGUGUUAGCGCUCUUGCUGGUUUGUGUUGUUUGGGGAGCUUGGCUAAACUAUGUUGCAAGUGCUCGCGUUGAUGAAGGUGAGGUACAGAUGAACUAUUUUUUCAGGUUUUUUCUUCGCCGAACUACAUCUGAUUCAGUACGUUGUUUUUCUCAGUUGCGGCUUUAGUUGCGGAAAUGUUCUUUACUAUUAUUUCAGCUAUUAUAUACUCAAAAAGACCUUGAGGGGUCGUAAUUUGUCAUGAAAUAUUUCAGUCGCUGCAGGCCAGACAUAAAAAUUGCCGAAGAUUUUGUCAGUCCGCGCCGACCAACCCAAGGCACUCAACCACGGUUUCCUCCUAAGUGCAUCGAAAACACUUCUUAGGCUAUCCAGAGUACUUUUAGAUCUCUAGAAAUGCAUUUUAAGCGGCGCUAUGGUCAUCCUAGGGUAACUUGGGUCUUUUCGAAAUUACAAGUCAUUACGUGAAAGGCUUCAGUAUUAUUUUCCCGAAAAUUUUAGACGCAUUUUUAAGUAUUACGAAAGAAAGAAUUUUUUGAUUACUCUGUCCAUCACAUUUUCGAAUCCGCAGAUUUUAGGUUUACUUUUUUGUACAAGGGAAGUGAAAUGCGAAAAAAGUAAACUUUUGAAUUGAAAAUCCAAGAAUGGAACGGUCAUCUAACAAUGUUUAGCCUUCCUCAAGCUAUAGAAAAUUCUAGGCAAUAUUUGCUUCUCCGAACAGAUAUUUUGUAGAAAAUAGUUGUUGGGUGCCCCUGACCAACCGUUACCUGAACCGAGAGCCGCUCGAGUUGUACAACCUAAGUAUAUAUUUCACGCAUGCGAAUUUUUUCAGUCGGGCUUAACAGAGAUUUCGCCAUCUCGGGAGAAACUUUUAAAAUCAUCGUGUUGAAACACAUGCCGUUUGAAUGACGCUUUGCCAGUGGCCUGCUAUAAGUGAGGCUAUGAUCUAAGUUGCCUAGUGGUUUUAUAAGUGAAUGUGAACUGAAAGCGACUGAGCCAGGCUCGACUGUCUGAUCGCAAUUAAAUGUGGUGGAGUUUUCCAAGCCCCAAAUUGUUCAUGAAAACUGGGCCCGUAAAAUUAAUUGGAAACUUUCUCUUUAUUUGCAAUGCCUUACAGUUUAGCAAAACGUACUUGGAAAGCACCAUAUAGAUAGUUCGAUAUAUGUAGCUCACGCACACUGGUAUGGCCACUUUCUGUUAAAAGUUUAUAGAAAGGAGAAGUCGUUACGUCACUUUGCCAUGGUAGCAAAAGUUUUGAAUGACAAACCGAAAAAGUCACUUAAAAGUCUAUUCGCACUAUUUCAAACUUCACUGACCUUAUUCAAUUUUAUUUAAUUUGGCAAAUUAGGGCGAAAUUUUCUUUGGGACCAUAUCUAACGUUAUCUAAGUUUAGAAAGUGAAAGGGACAAAUUUUUAUUGUGUUCACCUACUUUAUAAAUCGGGCUCGUGAAAUUAGCCUAAGGAACUUUUAUGUCGUAGUGGUGCAACGACGGCAAAGAAAUGUACAAAAUAGCGUGAUGUACGUGCAAGUUGUUGUUUGUUAAUAUAGACGUAUCAUAUUUUGCCGAACUCCUUGCCGUCAUCGUCGUUGGUUUUGUUGUCAUCCAGAAAUAGUGCUACCAUGGUAACGUGACUUCACACCUCUCAUCUCUAUUGAGAAUGAAAUUCAAGUACCGUACACUGAGUGACAAGUGGCCGCAAUGUCCAUAAAACAAAGUAAAUAAAUACGCUUGCACCAGCCAUGCUUUGCUCGAAAUUGUACUUUCAUGGAAGUGUGGUGGUUUUUUCUACUGAAACGGGACGAACGCUAGCACUUCAAAUGGAGAUGAAAUUUGAACCUGUUAGGACUUGCCGUAAUGUGAUUGAUAUGCUCACCUUUUUUCUACAUUGUUCCUUUUCACCCAAUUUGGUUGUUAAAAAUUAGUAACGAUUAGCUUUACAUGCACUGCUGACGAAACUUUUGUGUUAAACUAGACGUUGUCUUCAACUGUCAAGGGUUAGAGUAAGAGAAAUAUGCUCCACCAAUUUAAAAAUUAAAAGAGUAGGUCACAACAGUACCAAUCGUUUCUGUUUUUUUUGUUAGGCAUUGUAAAACAGAGAAAAAUUCCUUGUUAAUUUAAUAAAUGCAUCAGUCAAUUGAAAUCCCGGCUCCCCGACCACAGCGAUUUGGCGGGGAAUUUAACAUUGGCGGCGUGUUAAAACACCUCUAAUUUCCCGGCUCCCCGGGCCAAACAGUUUCAUUGUUAAAAGUCCCGUAUAACAGGGCACUAGUAGUUCAUUAACAAACAACAUGAUUCAGUUCGGAUUAAACAGUAUUUGCUGGUCUCAACUGUACUUGUUCCUAAAUUCAACCAUAUUUUUAACUAUUUACCAACGGCAGUGAAAUUGGACCUCUUUAUAAUUGACCUACAUUCAAAUUCAAUCAUGGUGUGCGUACAUCGGGCCGAGGCACACUAGGGAGGGAAAGACCAGGGUCAAAAAAUCUACCUUUAAGACCUGAAACAGUGCCAUGGAACUAAUUCUGCUUAUUUUGAAAAUGGUUUCUGGGUAUCCCCUGGCUACCUUCCUUCACGAGAGGUGCAUAGCAAAUCGGAGCCGCGCGAUGUUCACAUGGUGAUGUGCAUGUCCAAAUGUUGUUGCCUUUAUUUGAACAGUUACUGCGUUUACACCUCCCUAACAGAACACUGCAUAUCACACUCAGCAACGUUUGAAAAUACAAUGAUAGAGCUUAUGGUUUUCCUCAGUGCUUCAUGAAAUGCUGUUACUAGGCUUUGUAGAUCAGUUGGACAAAAACAUAUUAGUGCAGUGUCAUUGGCAGGUAUGUUAUUAAUAAUUACUGCAUUUUCACCGCACUCAGCUUCUUGCAAAGGAGAUCGAAAUUGAGUGUCAUUGGCAGGUAUCUUAUCAAUAAUUACUGCAUUUUUGGCUUCGUUUAUUCGAGCCUUGUUCGAGUACCCGUUUUUGCAAUUCAAUGUAAUUUAUAGUCGGUUAUUAAUAAUUACUGCAUUUUCACCGCACUCAGCUUCUUGCAAAGGAGAUCGAAAUUGAGUGUCAUUGGCAGGUAUCUUAUCAAUAAUUACUGCAUUUUUGGCUUCGUUUAUUCGAGCCUUGUUCGAGUACCCGUUUUUGCAAUUCAAUGUAAUUUAUAGUCGGUCAUUGAAUUCUCUCUUAACUUUAUUAAUUUCUGUUUCAGGAAAUUGCGGUCAAAACAACCGACGCAUCACAUUUCUGACACCAGUCAGCGGUUUCUACCUUGAAGGACACGUGAUUUCAAAUCAUUCCGUGGAACUAAACCUAGAUUGCCAAGACCAAUGCGCCCUUGCGAGGGAAUGUGUUUCAUAUAAUAUUGGUCCAACGAUCAACAACAAGUUGACCUGUGAACUCAGUAAUUCAGAUCACUUGCAGCACCCAGAAGAUCUCAAACCAAGAAAAGACUGGAUCUACAGAGGCACACAGGUACAUGUAGAACGUACAAUGGCUCAACCCAACUUUAAGAAUUCACUAUCCUUAUGUAGUAACGAUUUGCUUAAAUUUUAUUUUAAAACGGUAUCAGUUAUAAAGUUAAUGGGUCUACUGGAGAUGCAUGCAAUAUAGGUUGGUUCACACUAGCCGUUAUACCCAUGAGUAAAUGCCUGUUAACCACGGGGAAGCAACGUUUCUGGUGUCCGAUUUUCCCAAAAUGAAAUUAUUGCUGGGAAAAUUUCCAUGGAUACAUAAAAAAGAACAGAAGAUGAUGAUAACAAACUAAGAUGUUGAUUUUUCCAUACACUUCUUUUAAAUUAGAAUCCUUGCGCCACGAGCCCCUGCCUGAACCACGGAACAUGUUACAUGGGAUAUACUGAGAAAAAAUACGUUUGUGUUUGCCCAGCUGACUUAAGAGGUGAAAACUGCGAAGGUAAAACGUGUUCUGCUAGCUUGAGUACAACCUUGUAUUUGCUAAAAUUCUCUUAUUUAUAACAAGGGUUUAUGACACAUAAUUAAGUAUCAUGAUCAGUGAAAUGAUGCAAGAAGAUCCUCCUGGUCGACAAUGGAGAGUUGCAGAAAAUGCAAUUAAUUUCAAGACGCUGUUAAAGUCUAGUUGUUGUGUUUUUUUUUCGCGUUAAAAACUUGCAGGAGAGCGUGCUAUUUGUAAUUUUUUGUUGCCACUUUCUUGACUUCCAUCAUUCAGGGUGGAACCCCUCUCUACGGACACCCAUAUAUUCGGACAGUUUCGUUUGUCGUAACCAAUCAAAUCAGCACCAAUCCAAAACUUCCAAUGCUCCCCCGCGGGGUAGUGACUAAGAAAGAUGGCAUCUGGUGCCUUAUCACUGAUAUUUUUUCUCUCCACGGUUUUUCAAUUAAUUAUUACAUUACUAAGGAAGCCUUCGCAUUGCAUUACGCUACCUUCCACCAAGCUCUCUCUCUAGUUGCACGUCACGGCCCUCGUGGUAAAACUAAACAUCAAACACGCCUUCCGACACUGCCCAGCCUGCCCGAAGAACCGCGAGCUACUCGGCAUCCACUGGCAGGGCAACUUCUACAUUCUCCGCCUCCCCUUUGGCUUACGAUCCCAUCCCUUGCCCCUUGCCCCUUCUUCUUUAAUCACUUGGCCGACGCCUUUGAGUGGCUCCUGAAGAACAACUAUCACAUUCAAGACCUCAUGCAUGAAAUGGAUAACUAUUUUGCGGUUGGUUCUCCCAAUUCUUCGAUGUGCACCCACAAUGUCGAAACCAUCCCUGAUGUAGCUUCUCAAGUGGGCAUACCAUUGACCCCAGACAAACUUGUAGGACCCACCACCCGCUUGGUUUUUCUAAGUAUCCUCACCUUUCUUGCUGAAUCGUAAUUCUUCCCCCCGAUCAGCAAUAUCAUCUCCAUAAAUAUAGGUCUCAAAACAGCUCUAUACUGCACAGAAACAAUUCCAAAGAUUUCCCAAAGAUACAUGUGUACAUCCGAACCUGAAUUUAUCGAGAAAAGCUCAGAUCGUUAGCUCAUAAAACCGGACCAUUCACAUAAAGAUUUCAAAAAAAGCCAAUCACAUGUUACCCGGAUACUUUAAUACAUUCUCAAUAGUCUCCAGGGCGUUUUAUCAGUUCGCUAAGAACCGCAUCAGAAUCAGAAUGUUCUUCGCCCCGGUUUGCCAUUUUGACAAAAAUAAUGGUAAAGUCAUAUCCAUCCGUCUGACAGUUUACAAUUUCUAUGCGGUGUACCGGGCAUAUUGAAUAAUGAGGCACUCGCAUGUUGUGAAAAUUAUCAGUCUAAAAUCAAUUGGACACUUUCUCUCUGUAGUUGGGUUAUCAUUCAGCGAUUUAAUAAUUAAUAAUUUAAUAAUUGCUAAUUAAUGGCUUGUGUAUAUAACUCUGCCUAUAUUGCAAUAUCUGUAUCACCUCCAUCUAUCCUUUCACAGAUUUUUACUCAACACCUCAACUUCCGACAGUUAACAAUUUUUAUGCGUAGCACACGACAUCUUGAAUAAUGAAGCACAGCGUUUCUUAAUUAAUGACUGAAAUAAAUAACUUAGAUCUUUUUCUCUGCUCAGCAGCUGCAUUCUUAUCCUGCAGCCAUUUAAAGAAGGCACACCCUACAGCAACAAGUGGAAAUUACACUAUUGACUCAGAUGGCGAGGGAGAUCUGGAGCCAUUCUCAGUGUACUGUGACAUGACCAACAAGAACGGAGUUGGUGUGACAGUCAUAAGUCACGACAGUGAGAGCAGGACUAUUGUGGAUGGGUAUGAAGAUCAUGGUAGUUACUCACGUGAUAUUAAUUACACAGGAGCACGUCUAUCCCAGCUCGCCAGUCUCACCAAUGUCUCCUCACACUGCGAGCAGUUUAUCAAGUACGAGUGUCAACACUCAGGUUUCUUUUUUUACUCCGGUCCAGCCGGAUGGUGGGUGUCACGUGAUUCUACUAAGAUGACCUAUUGGGGUGGAGCAUCGCCUGGAAGUGGCAAGUGUGCAUGCGGGAUGAACAACACAUGCGCAAAUCCCAACAGAGGCUGCAACUGUGAUAAGAAUGAUGCUGUAUGGCGUGAAGACAGUGGUCUCCUUACUGACAAGACAAAGCUUCCAGUAAAACAGCUCAGGUUUGGUGAUACAGGUGAAAGUCACGAGAAAGGAUACCACACUCUUGGAAAAUUCAACUGUUAUGGCACAGCAUAA
Porites evermanni is the source of this 6147-nucleotide messenger RNA. NCBI's taxonomy places the organism in Eukaryota, Metazoa, Cnidaria, Anthozoa, Scleractinia, Poritidae. The record is from the annotation of a GenBank genome assembly.